UCCGUGAGGAAACACAAUCAAUUCCUGAGAAGUGCCUCUUCUUUGGUCUCACAGUGAAGCCACUAUGAGCUUUCUAUCAAAUGUCAGCGACGAUACUCUUCGAAACAUCUUCUCCUUUUUUUUGGCCGAAAAACUUCCAAUGCCCGACGGCACAGAAGCGCCAAACGAGACACGAACUGUCGACUCUGGGUCCGUCUUGGCAUGCAUGCUCGUCUGCAAGCGCUGGAAGAACAUAGUUUACUCGAAGGAUCUUUGGGGGCUAUUGACAACAGUAAGCACAUCAUCUUUGAAGCAUCAACUCUUUCUGGAGGAUCGUAACCAUGGUGGGCUGACGUUGGUGGGUUUGGUCAAACAAAAGAUACUGCAAGCUAGUCACGGAAAGUACACAUACAUCGCAUUCCAUUUGGGAAGUCAACGAAAUAUCGAGCUGCAUAUCGAUUCCGUUAGCCAUGAAGAAACGGUCGUACAGCUCCUCAAAGAAUGCUUCGUGGGGCGGUUUAUCCAAGGGGACUCUCAUGAAUUUUCCUCCCUUAAAGGCGAAGAGCUCUUGGUUCCAGUCGGCUUUGUUAGUGAAAAUUUCUUUUUUCCGGGCGCAUCCUCUGCUUCUAUUAAAAAGCGGUUUGCAUGGUGGUACUGGGUAGAUAAAGAAGGAAAAAGUAAGCGAUUGUCCGAAUCCUUACAAAUUGAUACCGAUCGAUGUUUUGCAUUGAUGAACCAGAUGUCACCGUUGAAUUUCUCUGCAGCUAGUGAAGACUCAUGUAUUGAGCGUGUCAAGCAUCUAUUACGAUUGGAGGAUAAGCUAGGGAUCCCUGCGUUGCACCAUCGUGUUCGAUAUCGCGCCAGUGUUGUGGACUGGAUUGUCGAAGUGGCAUCCGUCUUUAAUUUGGCUGACAAAAUAAUCUUUCUCAGCAUGGCUUAUUUUGACCGAUCAUCAAAUCUCUUUCAAGUUUCCGAUAUGCAGUAUCAUGCAGGAUGUUGUCUGUACAUGGCUGCCAAAAUAUCGGCCGCGAAAUUGACAGAACAAGACAUUGCCAUGAGUUCUGAUUGCCCAAAUGCGAAAGCUGGCGUUUACUCUGCCGCAGCCCAGGAGCUUCUCCUUCCCAUGUAUAGAUUUGAUUUAGCUUUACCGACAAUCUACGAUUUUGUGACGGAAUAUUGUCAUGCCUCUGGUGUUAUACCAGGGACGAAGCUCUACUGGAUGGCUCUCUAUCUAUCUGAGCACGCGCUUCAAUCUGCUAUUCAAUGCCGACCCAGUCAAAUUGCGGUUGCUGUCCUUGUUCUAGCCCGAUAUGCACUGGGGUUUUCGGAAGUAUGGCCUGGGGCUCUAGAAAACGUGUCGCCCUACGAAUUGAGUGAUCUCAAUGGGUGCAUUAUCGAUCUAUCUGUUUACUGUGAAGAGUUCAGUGACUCAGGGAAUGUGGAAGAGUUAGCAGCUAUCUCAUACAAGUACCUGUCAUCGCAACGAGGAAUGGUGCGCCAUGUACAAAUACCGAGUCCUAUCUCGUUUUCUGAGCUCAUAGCGCCCAACGAAUGUUCGUGA
Molecule: messenger RNA, 1540 nt
Organism: Phaeodactylum tricornutum CCAP 1055/1
Lineage: Eukaryota; Bacillariophyta; Bacillariophyceae; Surirellales; Neidiaceae
Product: cyc-like protein
Exons: 1
Coding region: 65-1540 (491 amino acids)
Biological process (GO): mitotic cell cycle phase transition; regulation of cyclin-dependent protein serine/threonine kinase activity
Cellular component (GO): cytoplasm; cyclin-dependent protein kinase holoenzyme complex; nucleus
Molecular function (GO): cyclin-dependent protein serine/threonine kinase regulator activity; protein binding
Source: RefSeq, a predicted model, not a curated record